This is a messenger RNA of Zootoca vivipara (common lizard), 10078 nucleotides long. It is a transcript of the gene PLEKHG4B, whose product is annotated as pleckstrin homology and RhoGEF domain containing G4B. The record is from RefSeq and is a predicted model, not a curated record. Gene Ontology annotation, molecular function: guanyl-nucleotide exchange factor activity. Lineage: Eukaryota; Metazoa; Chordata; Lepidosauria; Squamata; Lacertidae.
UACCAAAAUAAAAAACUUAGUUGGUCUUUAAGGUGCUGCUGGAAGGAAUUUUUUUUGUGUGUGUUAUGUUGUAUGUUGUGCUAGACCACUAAAUAUCGUGGGAAUCUCCUCUCGCUAUAGGGGGGAAGUUUUGCAACUUUCAGCUUCUAGCUGGGUUUGUAUCCAAUGUAAAGUGUAACGCCUGUAAAGUGAGAAGUGGAGGUGAUUCCCCCCAACUCUGGGCAGAGACCCUCGAGCUGCUUUUGUUCUUGCCCCGGAGGUAGCCUUGCCCACUCCCUCUCCCUCUCCCUCCACCCCCCCCUUGGAUAGAGGAAGUUACAUCAGUAUGCAUAAUAAAGCAAUGGGAGAGCAGUCCGGGCUGCUUAGAAGUGAACUCUCCACUCUGUUCUCACGGUCUUGCUGUGUGCAACUGGCAGUGCAGAAAGCUUCCUGAGAACAUUUAGGGAGUAUGUAAAAUUCACAUGCAAAAGAGGGUGACAGGAAUCUGGCAGACAUGUCAAGUGAAAUUAUUAGAAGGGCAUGGGCUUGAGUUACAGUCUUCAUUGUCUUGACACAGUUGAUUUUAUGGACUACUUUUUUGUAUUGAAAUCCAAAGAGAGGGGGUGUCAUUAUGAAUCAGCAGGCUGCAGCUCCAAAGACAAGAAGUGAUAAUUAUCUGAGCAUAAAGAACUCUGAAUCCCUCGAUAUUUAUAUCCAGAAUACACUUUCCUCUCUAUAUCCACCUUUUGAGGCCACAGCUGCUACUGUUCUGUGGCAACUUUUCAGCAUUGUUGAAAAGUUUUAUAACGGAGAUGGUCUCAGAUGUCUAAUUGAUUUCCUUGUUCCUGCCAAGAGAGUCUUACAGUGUAUCCAGCGGGAAACCUGUAGCAAUUAUACUGGCCUCAUUUUUUACCAUGAAGGAUGGCCAUUGUGCAUCCAUGAGAAGAUCAUAGUGCAACUGGCAUCUCUCCACAAAGCCCGUUUAAAACCAGGAGAUUUUUACUUCCAGAUUGUGCCGGUGAGAAAGCAGUCGGCCAACCUAGUGUUAAAAUGUCUCUCCAGACAUGGGCAAGGAAUGGAAGAGCUUGUUGUACCUGAAACCAUGUAUGGAUAUAUUUUCACCUUAGAGUUUUUGGAAAAUGUAAACGGUAAACUGAAUGGCUGUCCUUUGCAGAGCUGUUUGCUGACUACAGGCCCAGCCAUAUAUAGGACACCUUGGGAAAAUAUUGUGAACCCUAUAUUUGUCCCUACAGCUGAAACAAUUCUGCAGACAUAUUCCCAAAGCUCUCUGCUUGAAAAAUUGAUCAGCGGCAGUCCUGAUGCUAAAGCUAUGACACAGACAAUGGAAAGCAGCAGCUCCCGUGAGAGUUCGACCUCUAAUGAUACCUGUUCUACUGUGAUAGAGGUACCGCUUGCAGGCAAAUGUGAAAAUCAAGGUGAUGAUGAUUCUGAUUUAUAUCAUGGCCCUGGGAGCAAGGCUGAAAUACAAACCCCAGCCACCCAAGCUGAGCAUGGAACUGUUGAAGCAAAUCCAAGAGCACUUUCAGUUGCAGAGCAAGCCAUCAAGGAACCAAAAAUGACAUCUGAAUCGACACCUGAUUUGUUUAAAGAUUCAGCAGCUCCUCCACCAGUGAAAAGGAAUGGCCCCAAAAGCAUAUCCUUCAGCACAGACCUGAGCAGCCCUUGUCAAAGAGGGCGGGAUUCUCUGUAUUUCGAAACAAAGCGAUUGUUUAGAAAGUCUUACAUAGAAGCUUUGCAAAACCCAAUGAGUCUUGGUUCCAGCUCUGAGGAAUCCAUUGCAGAAGACGAACCGUCAGAGCAUGUCACGGGACAGGUGGAGAAUGAGUGCAGGGUCAGGCAAGAAAGCUGUUGGUCUGAAAGAAUUUCAAAACAGGAGGUAACAAGAGAGGGAGUUAGAUUUGGGAAUCGUUCCCAGGCCUCUGAAAAAUGGACUGUAUCCCAUGAAACAGUAUGUAGCAGGUCAGGUUCAAGAAGAUCACGGUCCUUAGACAGGACACAUAAGAGCUCACAGAGUGAAGAUUAUAAACCCAGGGUGCCCUCAGAUGGAGUGUUCAGUGACAAUCCCCCCCAAAUCAUAAAUGGGCAUUCUCUAAGGUCUGAGAGACUGGAGUCAGAUAUUCAUGAAUUCAUUACUACAAAAAGCAAAGAGGAUGAAGUAUUUUCUCCAGACCUCGGAGACUCCAGAAUUGAUUUUCAGGAUUAUGAGUCAACUGUAAAUUCACCACCUCUGCUGCAUUGCCCCGAGACUGAGCUGCUGUCUGCAAACACUGGGGACCCCAGACGCUUGUUAUCACACCAGUUGCUUGAAGUUAAUCAAGAAUUACUGCAGUCUGGAGUCAUUUCUCUGUGUGGAAACCGGGAUCGUGGUGGAAGAGCAGUUGUGCAGGUCUGCAUGAGUAAUAGUGCUUGGUUAUGUGAACCUUCGAGAGUCAGUGAGCUCACACAACUUCUAGUGUAUUUCCACAAUAUUCCCAGAAAGGAUGCCCGUUCUUUGGGGCUACUUAUUUUAGUGGAUGCCCGCAAAAGUCAGAAUGUAGCUGUCCUCUUCAAGGCCUUGACAGCAUUACAGAAUGUCGUUCCUCAUUCCAUUCAUAGUGUUCUGAUCUUGACUGAUAAGGAUUCUGCUUUUAAGCCUGACAAAGAAGUUGCAUUUCAGUGUGAAGUUCUCACAUCGCUCAAGGCUUUGCAUAGAUUCAUUGACUGUACCCAACUGACAGCAGAGUUUGAUGGACCAUUCCCUUAUAGUCAUACUGACUGGAUAUGCUUUCGAAGGAAACUUGAGCCAUUUAUUACAAACUGCAAAGAGGCCCUUGUUUUCUUGCAAUACUCUUUAUGUUCACUCAGCAAUAUCCAGACUCCAAGUACUGCACAAGAGGUUGAUGACUUAAUGAAUAAACACAAGACGAUGAUGAAGCUCGUUCUGGAAGAUAAACUGUUGGUCACCUUAAGGCUUGAGGGUGGGACGGUCCUUGCAAGGCUUAGAAAGGAAGAGUUUUGUAAUACAGAAGAUUAUAGAGAUGCCAUGGAGACUAUUACGAAGCUGUAUAAUCGAGUAGAUGAGGAAGUUCAUAGGCUGGUUCUCUUGUCUAAUAAAUGUCUGCAACAACUAGAGAAUCUCUUGGCAAUGAGAAAAUUUGAAGAAGGCUGUGAACAGAUAAAAGUCUGGUUUGAAAAUGAGAGAGAACAAUAUAUUGGGCCUUUGGAUCAAGAACACCUUUCAGUUGAAAAUGUGAAAAGGAAGCAAGAACAGUUCCUGGUUUUCAGUGAAAAGGCAAUGCAAUAUUCCCAGAAAGGACUACAGCUCAUAAAGGAGCAUUCUUCAUUAAAAUCUGAAGAAGAAUUUCAGGCUUUCAGUAGGUAUCUGAGUAACAUCACAAUUCAAACCGAGAAAAGGAGAAGUGAACUGGAGAAGCUGCUUAAGCUAUAUGAAUUUUAUGAAAGAGCGUCCAAGUGGAUGGUUCACUGUAACGAGUUUCUUGAAAAGCUUUCAGUGGAAGCCAAGUAUUCUCAGCCAGCAGUUCAGUCUUUGCAAAGCUACCACCAAGACGCUACAAAGUUUUCUGCCGAGAACUUUCAGAAAGUCAGUGAGGUGAUUAUUGCUCUGGGUAACAAGGAGGAACUAAAACAAUGGAAUAUUUUAUGGCUCAAAUGCCAGCAGACCAGGCACCACUUAGAAGAGGUCCUUUCAGAAGCAAUUAAAGGUACCCGUAAAGAAGGGCCCAGCAGUACUCUGAGAGAGAUUGGCCAGAGGGACGGUCAUAACCUGGGCAGCAAAACUGCAACACAACAAAGCCAAUCUUCCGGCUUUGGUUCUAGCACUGCCAAUAACGUUCAUGACAGUAAGUCACUCGGUCUGUUUCAAGGUAGCAGCCCAUCUGUGGACGUGUCGCCUUUUUUACAUCAGGAAGAUGCUGCUCAAAACACCGAUCCAUUUUCUUCUUCUGUUAAACCUUCGGUUUCACAAACUCUUACUCCACUCUUGGGUAGGUUUCAAAGGACUAGCCGUGUUUCAGAGGAUUUGGACAACAUUUCUAUCUGCUGUUCGGAACCAAUCCAGACAACCAGCAGCCGCCACCGGAGACAUCCGCUGAAGAAGAUUAUGAAGAAGACACAGAGCUUUGAGUUGACCCGACAUGAGAGUAACCACAGUGAACUGCAUCAUCAUGGCUAUACGGGAGUUUACAUAAGAGGCCUGGAGGUAGCCAGCAAUGUUGCUGCAGAAAAGAGAAACACACAGCGGUCCAAUAUCAAAAGCCCUUUGGUUUGUCGAAAUCGCAGUUUAUCAUCUCCUUCAAGAAUCCACCAUGCAGAAGAUGAAGAAGAGAGAAAAAGAGGGGGAAGUAAGGUGAACCACAUAAUGGAUGAGAUGAUCACAACAGAAAGGGAGUAUGUCAGAUCUUUAGGCUAUAUCAUCAACAGCUAUUUCCCAGAAAUGGAAAGGAUUGACUUACCUCAGGAUUUGCGAGGGAAGCGGAAUAUCAUAUUUGGAAAUUUGGAAAAGCUGUAUGACUUCCAUUGUCUGUAUUUCCUGAAAGAACUGGAACACUGCACAGACUUCCCACUGCGGGUUAGCCACUCUUUUCUCAGACAUGAAGAACAGUUUGGAUUGUAUGCAUUGUAUAGCAAGAACAAGCCGCAGUCAGACGCUUUGCUGAUAAGCCAUGGAAAUACCUUCUUUAAAAAUAAGCAGCAGGAAUUGGGUGAUAAAAUGAACCUGGCUUCUUACUUGCUGAAACCUAUCCAGAGAAUGAGCAAAUAUGCCCUGCUUUUGAAGGAUCUGAUCAAGGAGUGUUCGGCAGCGCAGGAACAGGAGCUCAGCGCCCUCCGAGCUGCUGAAGAAAUGGUCAAGUUUCAGCUUCGCCAUGGAAAUGAUUUACUUGCAAUGGAUGCCAUCAGAGGAUGUGAUGUCAAUCUGAAAGAACAAGGACAGCUGAGGUGUCAAGAUGAGUUUAUUGUGUGCUGUGGCCGAAAGAAGUACUUGAGGCAUGUUUUCCUUUUCGAAGACCUCAUCUUGUUCAGUAAAACAAAAAAGAUUGAUGGGGGAUAUGACAUUUACAUGUACAAACAGUCAUUUAAGACAGCUGAGAUUGGAAUGACAGAGAAUGUUGGAGAUAGUGGCCUCAGAUUUGAAAUCUGGUUUCGAAGGAGAAGAAAAUCUCAAGACACUUACAUCCUUCAAGCAAAUUCAGUAGAAACUAAGAUUGGAUGGACAAAUCUCAUAGGAAAGAUUCUUUGGAGACAAGCCUUGAGAAACCGAGAACUCCGAAUGCAAGAAAUGGUGUCAAUGGGCAUAGGAAACAAACCAUUCAUGGACAUCAAGCCCAGUGAUGCAGCUAUAAGUGAUCGAGCAAUAGACUAUAUAAUGAAAGGAGCAGAGUCAAGGAGUCGUGCCUCAAUAGCUGUUUCUUCAUUUGACCACUCUACGCCGUUUAAGAGGCCCCACUCCACGAUCUCAAACAGCAGCACGUCUUCCUCCAGCAGCCAGUCCUCAUCUUCCAUCCUGGGCUCGCUAAAUCUGCACAUAUAUUCCGCCCCGUCUCACCCAGGCCUGGUGGGGCCACCUUUUUACCACUGGUCAUACGAUGUCAGAGCCUGUAUUGAGGAAGAUGAGCUGGAACAGGACAUUGGGAGCCAGCCCUCAAUGAUUACAGAGAGUUCAGAGUCAUCCCAGUGCACGUCGGGUGAAAGCUCAAGUGGUUUCAGCUGUUCUGCCCAGGCUGGAUUCUCCCCGCUCCUCGUGGAGACAUUUCUCGAUGAAGGCACUUCAAGCCCUGGUUCCAAGCCCGCAUCGCAAUGCACAUCUCCUGCCCUCUCAGAGAAGAACCUCAGAUCAAAGCCCAGCAGUCAGUAGGUCCCUGCUGAUGAUUUGGUGCAGAAUCCAUAAUACGGAUUUCUAAAACUUGAACCUCGCAGAACCGGCAGCUCUGAGUCCAGGUGGCAUUCUUCUGAACGGGGGAAAUGUGUCCUUGUUUGUAUUAGCUAGUUUGGUUUUGAUUCCCCUCCUUUACUUUUGACCUAUUUUUUUUGUAUAUAGCUGGUGAGAUUUAGUUGUUACUAUAUUUUUUGAAAUCCUGUAAAUGCAGAAAGUAUUUUGUGUAAAGAAAAUGUACAAAUUGUGGCUGGAUAUGUUUGUAAAUAUUAAUUUUAUUGUUCUGCAUUAUUAAUUGCUCAUUUUCAUGGCAGACUUAAAAAAAACUUUGAGUAGCAUAUAGUCCAGUAAAUCCAGAGGGCAAAAGUGAGUGUGUGAGGUUUAAAAGCAAGUGCGGUUAGAAUAUGGAAAUAUUCCUGAUAGUAAGAAUAGAAAUGUGUUUCUGUAGCUUUUUGUGGUAGAGAUUCUCAGACAUUUUCAGAGCAAAUUCCAGGUUGAGAAAAGAACUCCAGUAGCACAAGUUUCCUAACUGCCCAAACACCUUCAGCCUAGUUGGGUAUCAAGCUGCAGACAACCACAAACGCGUUUUGACAAAGAUCAUCACUUGUGCUUUGUAAACAUAGAAACACAGGAAAUACUAAUUUAAUUUUCACAAAUUAUACCGGGUGCAGAAGGCAGCUAUGCUUGGUGCAGAAUUUUGAAGUUUUCUAACACAAGAGGGCAUAGAACUGGAUGAAGAUAAGUAAAAAAAUUGUAUGUAACAGAGCCACUGUGAAAGCAUCCUCACAAUAUUCAGUACAAACUUACUUUUCCCCUCUGGGACCAACUUCACGCUGAGGCUUCUGGAAGUUUCCAUCAAAAGCUAGCUGUGAAAAGUGCCAGCUGACCAGUGUGUUUAAAGUUAAAAUAUCCCUUUCUCAACCCAUGAAGCAGUUUUGGACUAUGCUGAGAAAGUUUCUAUCUUUCAAUAAGGUGAAUGAAUAAAUGGAUAAAAAUUCACACGGCACUUAACAAACACACACAUUGUUACACACCUCCCUAAUCUCCAAGCGGUGCAAGAUUCCAGGGGUCAAGGCGCUUACCCAGGGUUUGUAUUUCCUUUGGAAAUGAGGCACAGCAGAGACCGUAGUGUCUUUUGGAUAUUGGGUUUCAUUGAUACACAUAUACAGCCCGAGCCCAGGAUGGAGGGGUUCAAAGCAAUUCACUCCAAAUGAGUCUUGCUUCUCCCAUUCCUGAAGCCCCCUUAGCCUAGAGGUCUGCCAUGCUUCAAGGAUACCUUCUUUCUACCAGGAUCUCCUUUGUCCACCGCUGUGGCUCCUGCAAAAGCACUCUGUGUAAAAAGAACAGGUAGGAGGAAGGAAAGAUUUGCAUGGGGCUGGGAGAACACCCUACAAGUUGAGUGUCAACAGAGAAAUGGGAGAAGAACCUUCCUGCAUGAGAGCAUAAAGGAGAUGCUUUCAUCCUGAAAUGGGUGGGCCAAGCUUUCUUUGGGAGCAAUGUCAGGGCAGGGGCAUUGGGCAUCCAUUCCCCACAUCUGCCAAGAGGAUACCAAGUCCUUCUUCCUCCACAGGGCUAUGCUUCAAGAGAAUGGUCUCCGUCACCAGCACACAAGCUGAUGGGCACAGAGUGAAACCCCAAGCUACGCUGCUGCAUUCCCCCCCUCUCUUCUCCCAGCAUGAGUGAAUAAAAACCUGUGGAAGCCAUUCUUCCUGUUAGUUUCAUGCUCCAGCUGCACCACUAAAUAAAUACCUGGUGCUAACUGUUAUCCCAGCAAUGUAAUCUACAUUGUUCCCAGAUUCAAGGGAGUGUUCUGCAUCCUUUAUUCAUUUUGUUGUUGUUUAGUCGUGUCCGACUCUUCGUGACCCCAUGGACCAGAGCACACCAGGCACUCCUGUCUUCCACUGUCUCCUGCAGUUUGGUCAAACUGGUCUCUGGGUAUCGGGUGAGGAAGUCAGGUGGGGCAAAGACCAUUGUGGUGCAGCUGUGGCAGGACUGGGGAGCAUGUAGCCACUCACUGGUCAUGCUGGCUCGGGUUUGUCAAGGACUGCUCCCCAAACCCUGGGUACUAGGCCUUGGUGAUUUAGCUGGAUCUGGUUUUCAGAGUCUACCACUCACCCUGUAAGGUAUGCUACCGCCACCCCUUCAGCCAGCCUGGGUCAGGGAGACCCCCAGACCUUACUGGACACCACUAAGAUGUGUCUAGAGAAGUAAGAGCUGAGGAGGAGGCUCUCCUCCAUGAACCCCUCAGGGUCAUCAACUUGUUGUUGUUGUUGUUUAGUCGUUUAGUCGUGUCCGACUCUUCGUGACCCCAUGGACCAUAGCACGCCAGGCACUCCUGUCUUCCACUGCCUCCCGCAUUUUGGUCAAACUCAUGUUCGUAGCUUCGAGAACACUGUCCAGCCAUCUCAUCCUCUGUCGUCCCCUUCUCCUUGUAUCCUCAAUCUUUCCCAGCAUCAGGGUCUUUUCCAGGGAGUCUUCUCUUCUCAUGAGGUGGUCAAAGUAUUGGAGCCUUCAGGAUCUGUCCUUCCAGUGAGCACUCAGGGCUGAUUUCCUUCAGAAUGGAUAGGUUUGAUCUUCUUGCAGUCCACGGGACUCUCAAAAGUCUCCUCCAGCACCAUAAUUCUCAGAGGGCACACAAACUGGGUUUGAAGGACUUAAACCUCCCCUAGACAGUGUCUGCCUCUCCUUAGACCCCUUUAGAGAACACCCACAUACUUUGAGAACAGAAUUUAUGUCAAACUAAAUAAAAAAGUAUAAGUAUUGUUCAUAUGCUCUUCAAGUAGUUUUAUUUUUGUUAGUCAAACAUUGCCAUGUAUGAUAUAUUUUAAAAGAUGGAAGAAUAAAUAAAACAUUUGUAUUAUCCUUUGCUGAUUUAGUACAUGCUCCUUUUUUUCUUUUCUUUUUUUAAACAACAUUUCUGUGUCACUAAUUCAUAAAAUUUGUACCUUGUGUAGAAGGAUGUUUUUUUAAAUAGGCAAAUUCAAGAAGGCUCUGUCCCUGAUAUCUCAGUGGCACCUUUGGGUAGGGUUGUCAUAUGUGUGGAAUUUUCCGGACAUAGCUGGAAUUUGGCUGUUGGAAACUGUCUGGGUGGAAAUCGCUGAAUUGUCCAGGAAAAUCUGGAGGUAUGGCAGCCCAUGUUGGUAGUGUAAGUUUUGGUGAAUUUCCUUUAAAAUAGCUUGGACCACCACCACCACCACCCUUUUUGAGAUCUUGCAAGGAAAGCUCAACAACUUUGGGCAGAACUUUAAAAAGCUCAACAAAAAAAACUUGUGUCCAGCAACUCUACCUCUGGGGACCUUCAGUAUAACAACUGCUGAGAUUGGCCCGGUGUGUGUGUGUGUGGUCCCUUCACUCCUUACUUGCGGGUUUCUCUGGAGCCGUUGGCUGGCUUCCUGUCAAGGAAUGCCAAGUUUUUCAUAAUUUACUCAAUUAAUAAUAGGGAGUCUCAAUAAUCAUUCUUCAAAUAUCAAGGGUCUUGGAAACCAGGUAUGUAGGAGAAAGGUUUUACAUAGGAUAAAGCAAGCAGGCCCAGAUUUUUUUAUCUUUAUGCAUCAUACAAAUAAGGACGAAAAAUUGUGGAAACAGUAAACAGCAAGUGGUCCAAUUUUUGUUUUGCUUUUUAAAAGGUAAUUCUAAACAAUUCAGAGGAAAGUUUGUUUUUAUUACAGGCACAUUGGAAAAGAAGAUAAUCAUUUUGGGAUCACUACAGUCCUCUUGGUGUUUCCGUGCGCUGCUCUGGUUCGCCAGGAGCGGCUUUGUCAUGCUGGCCACAUGACCUGGAAGCUAUAUGCUGGCUUCCUUGGCCAUUAAUGCGAGAUGAGCACUGCAACCCCAAGGUCGGUCACGACUGAACCUAAUGGUCAGGGGUCCCUUUAUCUUUACAAUCCUAAUACUGGGUGUUGGCAAUUGAACAAGGGGGAUAACACAUACACACCAAAUAUAAUCCUAAGAUUUCAUUUUUGGGAAAUAGUAACUUUCCAGCUUUUGUAGAACCCCUGAUACAAGGAAUAAUGUGCAGGUCCCCUCUCCACUUUUAUAUUGUCACUGGAACUUUGUGAAUCACAAACCAGCCCUGCAGGCUCUCCUGGAAUGCCCUUUACGAGCCAGGGGUGCCUGCGCUUAGCCUGGGUUCCUUUUCCUUGGAAUUACGGGGCAUCCCUCCAGGGAAGUGUGUAGAGGUUUCCCUUACUAGCUUACUUUUCACAAACC